AAGAGUUCAUUUGCAUUUUGCCUUCCUGGUUGGCGAACGGAGAAGAAGAAGAGGAGAUGGCGUGUUUGCAUGAUCACAGCUGCGAAGAUCACGAUUGUUCCUCGAGUUGGUCUCUAUACAAGCACAUCGACCUCUCCAAGGUGUCUGCUCUAAAUGAGGCCGUCUCAGGAAGUGUUAAGUCAGUAUUCAGAGCUUGGGAGCAGCGUCUAAAUUCUUCUGGGGAACACUUGGAGAGCAAUGAGGGUGAUCCUGAGCUACUCAUUUACAUCCCAUUUACAUCAGAUGUGAAGAUCAAGAGCAUAUCAGUUGUUGGUGGUGCUGAUGGAACAAGUCCUUCCAAGAUGAGAGUGUUCCUUAAUCGAGAUGGCAUUGACUUUUCAGAUGCUCAAAGCAUGCAACCUGUUCAGGAGUGGGAUUUGGUCGAAAAUUUGAAUGGAGUGUUAGAGUACCAGACAAGAUAUUCAAAAUUUCAAAGUGUUGCAAGCAUUACGUUGCAUUUCCCAGAAAAUUUUGGUGGCGACACAACUCAAAUCCACUACAUUGGAUUUAAAGGAGAAGCCACCCAGUUGAAGAGGGAUGUCGUCGCAACAAUUGUCUAUGAACUUAGGCCAAAUCCUUCUGACCACAAGACACGAGCUGAGAGUGGUGGAGGCUUUUCUCAUGUGGAAUAAAGAAAUAUAGGGUAGCUUUGGCAUCCCUGUCUAGAAUCUGAUCCCUUUGCUUGUGGAGAAAUUAAUUACAUAUCACAAUUCUUAAUGCAUUUCCAUCUUAUCCAUCACCUUUGUGGUGAAUACUUGCUAAUUUAAAAUUUUUGAUUUGAGGUUUAGAACAGACAUUCAAAUAUCUGGAGAAAAAAAAUUAACUUGAAUA
Molecule: messenger RNA, 870 nt
Organism: Rubroshorea leprosula
Lineage: Eukaryota; Viridiplantae; Streptophyta; Magnoliopsida; Malvales; Dipterocarpaceae
Source: the annotation of a GenBank genome assembly